CCAUGGGUGUGUGCAUUUGUGUUUGCUCCAGCCGCUCCAGCAGCGUUUUGAUCUCCAGCCAGACGUCUAGCCGAAUCGAACGAGAACCAUCCGCGAGUGUUUCCGAAUGUAAACAAGUCUAGCGGUACUUUCGCGUGUUAUUGAUAAUCGCCGUCGUGAACGUCGUGAAAUUAAUAGCUAAUCCUGCUUCGCUCAGCUGAUCCAACUUGUGGUGGCAAAGCCCAACUUGCAUCGUGACUUGGCCUGUGACCGACGACCGGCGGUUCUGAUUCAGUGUGGAUUCGCGUUUAUUUUGCUUUCGCAAUCGGCUCGCGCGUAAGGAAUUUGUGAGGAAAAUUUACGACGUUAUCAGCGUAAUCGUGUGUACGACGUCCUACGACGACGACGGGAUAAUCCAUCUCGUUACAAAAAAAAAAACACAUAAAUCACUGCGUCACUACCGAGAAAUUUGGUGGCGUGCGAACAAUCUCGUCUUCAUCAGUUUCAGCGUGUUUCGUUAGAAGAAAAGAAAAAGAAACCCCGCCCAGCAUCUUCCGACUAUGACCGGUACCAUGGCAAUGGCUACUACGGCAGGAGGCAAAAAGCUAUCGAUGAGCAAACAGAACGAGCUCAACACGCUGGUGGAUUCGCUCAUCAAGGCCAGCUUCCUAAAAACGGCCAAUCUGAACGAGCAGUUCAAGCAGUACCAGGAUAUGUACGCCGUGCUGGAACGUAUUCGCAAACUAGAGUCCGAGUUCAAGCUGAAGACCAGCAAUGGAAAGCCUCGGCAGGCCAACAUCGAAGUCUUGUCGGUGGGCCAAGGAGCAGGGUUGCCAGUUCGAUGGCGUCAAGAUAUCCGAGUUUUCCGGUUUCGAGCUCGGGCUGGAAGCGACCAAGGAUUUCCAGGAAGGGGACGUCUUCGUGACGGUGCCGAAAAGUUGAUCUUUUCGGUGACGGCCGACAGCAAGAUUCCGGACAUCAUGAAGGACAUCCCGGUCAUGAUGGUGCAAAAUUUGUCGAACCUGAUGCUGGCGCUGCUGCUGAUCGUGGAACGGUUCCAGCAACAGUGUGUGGAAGCCCUACCUGGACGUGCUGCCCGAUCGGUACUCGACGGUCAUGUCUUUAGUCCGGCUGAGAUGGCUGAACUGAAGGGGACCAGUGCGUUUGGGGCGGCAUUGAAUCACUGCAAGAACAUUGCCCGGCAGUAUGGGUUCAUCAAGAAGUUCAUACAGGGCAAGACGGCGCUGUUGAAGGACAACUUUACGUAUGAUUUGUACUGUUGGGCUGCAUCGACGGUGAUGACGCGCCAAAACCGCGUGCCGGUCAACUUGCGAGGAGAGGAACAUCAGCAGCGGGACCAAACGACGUCGUCGUCGUCGUCUUUGGCACCGGCUGAUGGAGAUGCAGCGGACCAAGGCGCCGAAUCCGGGCCGGUGUUGAUUCCCCUGUGGGAUAUGGCAAACCACAUGAAUGGCCAGAUCGCUACCGGCUACAACGAGGAACUGCAACGGGUGGAAAGCCAAACGCUGAAGGCCUUCGCCAAGGGGGAGCAAAUUUUCAUCUACUACGGGAACAGGACGAAUGCGGACUUUUUGGUUCAUAAUGGAUUUGUAUUUCCCGACAACAGUAACACCAACGUUUCAAUCCAGCUAGCACUCAACACCGGCGAAGAACUGUUCGAUCAACGGAAAGAACUUCUGGAAAAGCUAAACGUGCCUACCGCCGGAGAGUUCACGGUUAACCGUGGCCCAGACUGCAUCCCGAACGACCUGCUAGGGUUCGCUCGGGUCUUCAACAUGACCAAAGACCAUCUGACGCACUGGAUCGCCCAAGAACCUGAACUCGUCAAAGUACUGCUCUCGCCGGAGUGUGACCUGGACGAAUCGUUCAAAGAGAAGGUAUGGAAGUUCCUGUCCAUCCGAUUGCAGCUAGCCAUGCGGAUGAGUGGAACCACACUGGAGCAGGACGAAGCUCUACUGACGAAUCAGGGCCAAAAAGGAACGCCCAAGCUGGGUCACAUCAAAAGCAUGCUGGUGCAGUACCGAGUGGUGGAGAAGCGCAUUCUGACCGAUGCCGUGGAGUACUGCAAGCGGAAGGAGCUUGAGAAGAAAUGAGGAUCAUGAAGGAUCAUCUAACCAAAUUUGAAUUUACUUUAUUCGUUUGCCCAUGUUACUUUUCUUUUUUCAUUCAGCUGUCUUUGAUCAGUCAUGAUGCUUUUACUCCCUAUGUUGAAAUUCAUGUCAUAAUUUUCAUCAUUUCCUACCAUAAGAAUUGAGACAUCCCAAAUAUGCUUCGUAGCGCUACUUUACCAGUAUUCAUUUUACCUACUUUUGUGCGUUUGUUCAAACUAUUCUACGCAUUCUAUUUCGUUAAGCUAGUAGUUUCCCGCAAUGUACCUUUAGCAGCCGUUUCCUGAGUUUUUAGCUAGGCACACAUCACAGUCCAAAUACAUGAAUCAUAUACCAA
Molecule: messenger RNA, 2445 nt
Organism: Aedes albopictus (Asian tiger mosquito)
Lineage: Eukaryota; Metazoa; Arthropoda; Insecta; Diptera; Culicidae
Gene: Setd3
Product: actin-histidine N-methyltransferase
Biological process (GO): peptidyl-lysine monomethylation; actin modification; peptidyl-lysine trimethylation
Molecular function (GO): protein-lysine N-methyltransferase activity; protein-L-histidine N-tele-methyltransferase activity
Source: RefSeq, a predicted model, not a curated record